CACUUGUUAGGGCACCUGAGUUUUAGCACAAUCUUCAUGUAACUUCCCUUGUUUUAUCUGUAAUUUUAAGUAAUCAUGUAAAACCCAUUAGCAACUAAUAUUUUAUGAAAAACAUGAGUUGGAAACUAACUAAUUACUUUCACGAUAAGGCUACAUUCACCCUUGUGGUUAGUAUUGUAUCUCGGUUGACGUUGAAUUUUGGAACAGUGAAAACGAUUCUUAAGGAAUUGGAGGUGGUUGGUUGUGUAAUAAAGCCACAAACUUUGUUGUUUUUGUUGAGAAUUUAUUGGUUUGGUGGAAUGCAUGAUAGAGUUUUCGAGGCCUUUGAGGAAAUACUCAUGUAUGGUUAUACUCCAAAUACUUUUUCUCGGAACAUUAUAAUGGAUGUUUUGUUUAAGAUUGAGCGCGUCGAAGUAGCACUUAGAGUUUUGAAAGAAAAUCAGGAUCCGAAUUUUAUGUCGUAUAGUAUUGCUGUGUGUAAGCUUAAUGACUUGGUUAAUCUUCAGGAUGUACUUACGAUUAUGUUGAGGAAAAGUUAUUAUCCUAAUGAGGAGACAUUUUUUGUGA
Molecule: messenger RNA, 567 nt
Organism: Capsicum annuum
Lineage: Eukaryota; Viridiplantae; Streptophyta; Magnoliopsida; Solanales; Solanaceae
Product: putative pentatricopeptide repeat-containing protein At1g16830
Molecular function (GO): protein binding
Source: RefSeq, a predicted model, not a curated record